This is a messenger RNA of Hypanus sabinus (Atlantic stingray), 5223 nucleotides long. Its product is annotated as ceramide transfer protein. The transcript is spliced from 19 exons. Gene Ontology annotation, biological process: ER to Golgi ceramide transport. Lineage: Eukaryota; Metazoa; Chordata; Chondrichthyes; Myliobatiformes; Dasyatidae. The record is from RefSeq and is a predicted model, not a curated record. Gene Ontology annotation, molecular function: phosphatidylinositol-4-phosphate binding. Gene Ontology annotation, cellular component: Golgi apparatus. The coding region runs from base 43 to 1944 and encodes 633 amino acids.
CUCUCUCCCUGCCUUGUCCUCGGUUCGCCUGACCCCCUCUCAAUGUCGGACAAUCAGAGCUGGAAUUCUUCCUCCGAAGAGGAUCUGGACACCGAGUCGGGGCCGCCUGUUGAGCUGUGCGGGGUAUUGAGCAAGUGGACCAACUAUAUCCAUGGCUGGCAGGACCGAUGGGUGGUUUUAAAAACCAAUACCCUAAGUUACUACAAAUCCGAGGAUGAAACAGAGUACGGUUGUAGAGGUUCAAUCUGUCUGAGCAAGGCUGUCAUUACUCCCCAUGAGUUUGAUGAAUGUCGCUUUGAUAUCAGUGUGAAUGAUAGUGUCUGGUACCUCCGUGCUCAAGACCCAGACCAUAGACAGCAAUGGAUAGAGGCUAUUGAACAACACAAGGCAGAAUCUGGCUAUGGAUCAGAAUCAAGUUUACGACGUCAUGGUUCCAUGCUGUCCCUCACGUCAGCAGCAAGUGGUUAUUCUGCUACAUCCACCUCAUCAUUUAAGACUUCCAUUGGGCCAGUCCAAGAUCUCAACCUUCAGAAAGGCCAUAGCCUGCGUGAAAAGCUUGCUGAAAUGGAAACCUUCCGUGAUAUCCUCUGCCGACAGGUUGACACACUACAGAAGUACUUUGAUGCUUGUGCAGAUGCUGUAUCUAAAGAUGAACUCCAGAGAGAUAAAGUAGUGGAAGACGAUGAAGAUGCCUUUCCAACCACGCGAUCAGAUGGUGAUUUUAUACACAAUAAUGGCAGCAAAGAGAAAUUGUUUCCAUGUGUGACACCCAAAGGGAUCAAUGGAAUAGAUUUUAAAGGUGAAGCUAUCACUUUUAAAGCUACUACAGCUGGAAUACUGGCUACUCUUUCUCAUUGUAUUGAACUAAUGGUAAAACGAGAAGACAGCUGGCAGAAGAGAAUUGAUAAGGAGAUUGAAAAGAGACGAAAAGUAGAAGAUGCUUACAAGAAUGCAAUGUCAGAACUUAAGAAAAAAUGUCACUUUGGUGGACCUGAUUAUGAGGAAGGUCCAAACAGUUUGAUAAAUGAAGAGGAAUUCUUUGAUGCUGUUGAAGCUGCACUUGACAGACAAGAUAAAAUUGAAGAACAGUCCCAUACAGAGAAGUCAAGAAUUCAUUGGUCAGCUGCUGUGCCUUUUGGUGAUUCCUUCUCAACAGUUGGUACUCACAGAUUUGCCAAACAGCCCUUUAGUCGCUCUUCCUCCAUGUCUUCCAUUGAUCUAGUCAGUGCCUCAGAUGAUCACAGAUUCAGCACCCAGGUUGAAGAAAUGGUGCAAAAUCAUAUGCAGUACUCUCUGCAGGAUGUAGGUGGAGAUGCCAAUUGGCAGUUGGUGGUGGAAGAGGGAGAAAUGAAGGUAUACAGAAGAGAAGUAGAAGAGAAUGGGAUUGUCUUGGAUCCUCUCAAAGCAACACACUCUGUUAAAGGUGUUACAGGUCAUGAAGUUUGCCAUUAUUUCUGGAAUGUCGAUGUCCGCAAUGAUUGGGAAACAACAAUUGAAAACUUCCAUGUAGUAGAAGUUCUAUCAGAUAAUGCAAUCAUCAUCUACCAGACUCACAAGAGGGUUUGGCCGGCCUCGCAAAGGGAUGUACUUUAUUUGUCUGCAAUUCGAAAGGUUCCAGAUACCAAUGAGAAUGAUCCAGAUACGUGGCUUGUUUGUAACUUUUCUGUGGAACAUGACAAUGCUCCUCAGAAUAAUAGAUGUGUACGUGCCAAAAUAAACAUUGCCAUGAUCUGCCAAACACUAGUAAGCCCUCCAGAAGGUAACCAAGCAAUCAGUCGAGACAACAUUCUGUGCAAGAUUACAUAUGUAGCCAAUGUAAAUCCUGGAGGAUGGGCACCAGCUUCAGUACUUCGGGCUGUUGCAAAACGUGAAUAUCCCAAAUUCCUCAAACGUUUUACGUCAUAUGUGCAGGAGAAGACUUCAGGCAAAGACAUUCUUUUCUAGUAUCCAAGCAUUCACCAUGGACGUGCUGCUGUUCCAACCAUGAUGAUCAACAAAUAGUCACAAAGGUAUCUCUGACACUCGGGGAUUACGUGACCCCAAACUGGCACGAUGGAUUUCUGACGAAAGGCCAGUCCCGGUUCUCAGCCUGCACCCAGCUGCUAUCGGCUGCUACAUUGCAUUUGUGGCUGACUGUUCAACACUGUCUGUGCUCUGUUGCAUUUUGGUACUUCAGUGUGUAAUUCAUUUCUAUGUACUGCUCAUACAGCCGUUUACAAUUUGACCCAGCAUUUUUUUUUACAGAAGCAAUCAUACUUUGGAUCGAAAACAAUAGGUUGAUGGCUUUAAUUGUUUAAAAAGAAUAGCAUGCUUGUUAAUGUAGGCCUGCAUAAUCAUGGCCAAAGUUUCAACUUUCUUUUUGCAGCAAACAGCCUAAUUUUUGUUCUUAAAUUUACAAAUGUUAACCAUCUUUGGGGUCUACAGUGGGAUGUAUUUUCUUUAAGUCUUACUUGUGUGUGGUUAAUCAGCACACUAUAAUCACUGACCUCAUCACAUUCUCUUAUUGGUCAUUUCUAACACCAGUGUCCUGUUUUUCCCCCUUUGAGACUAAUCUCUGUAAAACUGGUUCAGGGCUGACUUUGUCCUUUGACCUCUGGCAUUUGCCCCUUCUUUCUUACUAUCUCCUAUGAAGAACAAGUUGUUUUGAUGGAGAUUUUGAAAAGCUUUAUUUCUGUUUUGUUUACAACUUUCUACUACAUUUUUUAGUUUGUAUAUUUGUUACAAAUAUUUUUGUGUUGUAAUUGAAAGUUCUGAAUUCUUUAAGAUGAUGGUAUGGGCUGAAAGGGGGAUACCAGUACUUGAAACAUGUCAAACAGGAUUUUUUUCAUUUUGAAAUAGAUUAAUGUUCUGGUUAUUACCAGUGAAGGCAUAUCGUUAAAGAAUGAAUGACUGUUUUAAGCAAUAUUUGGUGCAAGAAGGAUGUAUUUUUGUGAGUAAAGUACGCUGGCUAAAUAUAGUUGAUAGACAAAGCCCGUUGCAUAAAUACUUAAUGCACCCAUUAGAAAAGUGUACAUCUUGCUCUUCAGUAGUGCUGUUGUGCGGAAUCAAUUCUGAAUUGAAUUAAUUAUCUGUUCGGCAGAUUCAGCCAGCUGCAUUUCAAGGAUGGCUAAACAUGCUCUUCAAAUGUUAAUAGCUAUUUGCAAUAGAUGUAUCUGAAGAAUUUUGGUUCCCUUAAAAUUCUAUGUAGUGAGACCUUUUUUUCCUUUCACUUGAUUUCAAAGCUGUACUUGAUGUGUUUGCAACUGCAUGCAGCUUUUUGUUCUCAUUGCUGGAAUAUAGAAAUAUUUGGUCUUGAGUCAUGCACAUAUAAAAUUUCCCUCUUAUUUUGCAACUUGGAUUUUUUUUUAUAACAUCUAAAGUUUAAAUCUACAACAAACUUUUGUAUGGUGAACGACUGUUUGUGAUCAGCAUACAGUGCUUUAUUUUUGCAGCAUAUUACUCAGUACAUCGUAUCCAAAUCAAACAGCUGUAAAUGUAAAAGUGCCUAAAUUUGAGGAUUGGUUAUGUAGUCAAUAGACUGUCCUAAUAGAUUCUGAGAGUAGUCUAUUCCAUGAUGGCUACUAUGUAUUGAGAAUUGAUCUAGAGCAUUUUAUUUAAUUGAGCCUGAACUUCCAGGCUUUGACUAAAAGCAGUCGAACUGUUUAUAAGCAACUUGCUGAUCAGUUCCAUCAUUCAGCAGACAUUUAUAAUCUCUAUUUACAAAAUAAUCAUGUAAAUAGCUAUAAGUCAACAAGAGGAGACGUUUGCUUGACUGAAUACAGAUGAUUCUUUCAAUUAGACAAAAUAAAUCCAUCUCUUGCUAGUGUACAAUUGAAAUAGAUUUCCAGAUAUGGUUCAUUUUGCCAUUGAGUGAACUUGUAGCUCUUGUUAAUCAGGGGCAACAUAUCAUAAAGGGUACUUUGGACUCGUGCUUAUUCCAAUUCUAUUUUAGCUGGCAAAAUAUAUGCUGCUUAUUGAAAUAAUUAAAUUAUUUCCUACAAAGCACUUCACUCAAUACUAAUAAUAAUUUAGGUGCGACUACACAGUUCGCACCAGCUUUUACCAUCCCAUGCUAUGGGCACUCUGGCAAGCUGCUAGCUCAUUUGAUUGCUUACAUUGGCUUCUUUUUUUGCAUGUGCAAAUUGAUCACAUAAUUUUCAAAUCACCAUUAUUGUUCUUUUGACCUGGAAUAACUACCCUACACAAUCUUAUGCCAAGUUAAUAUUCCAAAUUGUGUAUGAAAUAAAACUGUAAUUGGAAGUAUUGGGCUGCCACGUAGUACAUGUUUAAUGGCCAAUAUUGUGGAAUGGUCUCAGAGCUGUUAUUUUAGAAUGUUUAUUUCAAAUAAUGGGGUUUACAGUUUGGAAAAUACCCUUACACUAGCUAGCUCUGGAACUUCUUUUAAAAUAUUAAUGGGUCGAGCACGAGUGUUGAUGAGUUAAAUAAAUUGGUCGCUGCUGAUGAGAGUACCCUUUGUAAACAUUUGGCCCAUCUUUUACAAAAUUAAUUUCACCUAUUUUUAAACCAGAAAUAUGGACAUUGAUGUCAAUUGCACAAAUGAACCAUACACUGGAUUUAAAGUAGACAAAGUGUAACAGGUUGCAGAACCUGAUGUAGAUAAAACCACUGUUCAUUUCAGUCAUGCAUUAGAAUCACAUGCAUUCAAUACAGUUGCUCAUAGGUCGUCUUGGGAACUUAGGGUUCGGGCAAGAGUACUUUUUGAUUGAACAUCCCAAAUAAAAACAGUUAUAUACCUGACUAACUUAUCAGUGGAUCCUUAGCAACAGGUGGUAGGUUUAAAACCUGCAACUUGAUUGAUUUAAGCUAACUUUUAAUAAAUUGGGAAGUUUACGUGUAUAGAACUUGAUAUUGUUAGUCGCAUUUGCACUAAGUGUGAUAUAAUUUUGAAAUUCUGGUAUAAAGUGAUUACACUAAAGAGACAGGUGUAAAGUAUUGAAACUUGGGAAUGUAAAACAGCUCAUUUGCAGGUUAAAAUAUGGACUUCUAUUUCAAAAUAUAUUGUGUGUAGAACGUGCUGAGAGAUUUGUUUUUAUGAAAGCUUUAUAUCCUGAUUUAGCUUUGUGUACAAUAAAACACUGGUUAAUGUCUGUGAUACUGAACUGUAAAAGUUUUUUCAAUCAGCAAUGUGUAAAGAUCAGUUUAUAAAGUUUAGUUCCUCCAUGUUAUUACAAAUUAAAAUCCAGUAUUUAAAAAAAGUGAGAAGUAUUAAAAUAUUACAGAAGA